CCACACGUGGAAACCUUCCAGCAAAGCCCGCCCCCUGCGCUGUCACGUGAUGCUGCCGGUCCAGCGCUCUCAGGUGGAGUCUCUCCGCCAUUUUCCUGCAGCGCCUCGCCGCGGUCACUCCGUAUUGGAUUACAGGGUGGGAGUGGGUUGUUAAAGGGACCUCAUCCCUACUGAACCCCUCGUGCCCUCCUCCUCCUCGAUGGUUACAUCGUCACUCCGGAGCCCCCCUUGUCCUCAGCGCAGCGGCUGCUCCUCCUCCUCCCAGUGACAGGGAACAUGUCCGGCCAGAGCAUCACCGACCGCAUCACCGCGGCGCAGCACAGUAUGACCGGCUCGGCCGUCUCCAAGACCGUGUGUAAGGCCACUACCCACGAGAUCAUGGGCCCCAAGAAGAAGCACCUGGACUAUUUAGUUCAGUGCACCAACGAGAUGAAUGUAAACAUCCCACAGCUGGCGGACUCGUUGUUUGAAAGAACAACCAAUAGUAGUUGGGUGGUGGUCUUCAAGUCUCUUAUAACAACCCACCAUCUGAUGGUGAAUGGAAAUGAGCGUUUUAUCCAGUAUCUUGCAUCAAGAAAUACAUUGUUCAAUUUAAGCAAUUUCCUGGACAAAAGUGGCCUGCAAGGAUACGACAUGUCCACGUUUAUUAGGCGCUACAGUCGGUACUUGAAUGAAAAGGCAGUUUCCUACAGACAAGUUGCUUUUGACUUCACCAAAGUAAAGAGAGGGGCUGACGGAGUGAUGAGGACAAUGAAUACAGAAAAGCUACUAAAGACGAUGCCCAUUAUACAGAACCAAAUGGAUGCACUACUUGAUUUCAAUGUUAAUGCCAACGAGCUGACAAACGGGAUCAUUAAUGCUGCCUUUAUGCUCCUCUUCAAAGAUGCCAUACGACUGUUUGCUGCGUACAACGAAGGCAUCAUUAACUUGUUAGAAAAAUAUUUUGACAUGAAGAAAAAUCAGUGUAAAGAAGGCCUCGAUAUCUACAAGAAAUUCCUCACACGGAUGACCCGAAUUUCAGAAUUCUUGAAAGUAGCAGAGCAAGUUGGGAUCGAUCGAGGAGACAUACCUGAUCUUUCUCAGGCUCCUAGCAGUCUGCUUGAUGCUUUGGAACAACAUUUAGCCUCGCUGGAAGGAAAGAAAAUCAAAGACUCGACAGCAGCAAGCAGGGCAACAACUCUUUCAAAUGCAGUCUCAUCACUUGCAACCACAAGCCUGUCACUCACCCGGGUGGAUGAAAGGGAAAAGCAAGUGGCAGUGGAGGAAGAACAGUCUUGUUUAAAAUCUUUAAAGGAACAACGUCUGAAAGAGCUUUCAAAGAAACCUCACAGCACCUCUACAACGGCCUCCUCCCCGGUCUCCUCCACAGCAGGCAGUAUAAACACCAUGGCGGCUAUUGAUAUGUUUGCCACCCCUACUUCUUUAAAUAGUUCCAAACUGUCUAAUGACCUGCUAGACAUGCAGCCAACGUUCCAGCCAGCUGUCCAUCCUCUGUCUGUCGUGCAGCAAGUUGCAGGUUCCUGGGCAGAUCCUUUCACCUCUGAAGCUGCUGAUGAUUCCAUUCCAAGUCUAAAUCCGUUCCUCAGUAAAGCUAGCGAGGGUGUCCAGCUACCUGUCGUAUCCACAGAAUCAGCCAGUUUUACUGCUAAAACACCAAGCCAUGAAAUAUUUAUUGAUUCUUUCUGUGGUCCUCAAGGCUAUCCCAAUCCUUCCCAUUUCCGCAGUGAUCCCUAUACAGUAGCUGGUCUAUAUGGAGGGUUCACACCAUCCCUAGCUGUUCAACCACAGUCCUCCGGCAGCCUUAAUGUUGACUUUGAUUCAGUGUUUGCCAACAAAUCUCCUUCCAAUAUUAACAUCGACUCAACAGCUUUUGAUGAUUUAGGUGGGCUCCUUCAGCCAACAGUCACCUCUCAGAAUCAAAAUCUUCCUUCCUCUAUGAACCCACAAAACAAACUGGUGUCUGAUGACCUGGAUUCAUCCCUCGCCAACCUUGUGGGCAAUCUGGGCAUUGGAAACGGAACAACAAAGAAUGAUAUUUACUGGAGUCAGCCUGGAGAGAAGAAGCUCACUGGUGGGACCAACUGGCAGCCAAAAGUAGCUCCUACAACAACAUGGAACCCUGCAACUUUGAACGGCAUGCAUUUUCCACAAUACGCUCCACCAGUAAUGGCGUUUCCUGCAACAACGCCUACAGGGAUGGUGGGAUUUGGAAUGCCUCCAAUGGGACCAGUCAUGCAGCAGCCACAAUUAAUAUACAACCAGCCUGUUAUGAGGCCACCUAAUCCUUUUGGCCCUGUAUCAGGAGCACAGUUGUCUGCGGCAUCCAGCCCCUCCAGCCAGAGUCCUCACAGAGCUCCGGGCGAGGACCACUAUCCACAGCUCUCUUUGCAGGAUUUCUUGUAGGACACAUUAGAUGCAUUUCAUGUAACCCAGCCGGAAGGGGAUCACCCUUAGGAAAGGCAACGCUAAGUAACAAAAUCCCUUCUUCCAGUUCAAUCCAAGCUGCUGUAAAGCUCUCCUCUUCCUCCGGAAUGGUAGAAGAACAUGGCGUGGCGCUAUGAAAGACCCGAAGCUUUCCUUAGAAGAUAGUCGGAAAAGGGACCCGAUGUAUUCCCGUCUCUCGUCUUCAGUCCUAUAGAGUGAUGGUACCAGUCAUAUAGUGGGGGGCACAGGAUACCAGGACGUGCAAGUGCUAAGCGCUGUGAUUGGCUCUGCCGUGUGAAGUGAAACGAAUACCCAAUCUGCAGUCACAUUGUGGGCGGUUCCCUUGGGCAGGGUAAAUUGAAAACACAAGCCCCCCUGUCAUUAAUCACACAAUACUUUACUUCUGCUUGGACACAUACAGUUAGAUCCAUAAAUCUUUGGACAGAGACAACUUUUUUUCUCAUUUUGGUUUUGUACAUGACCACAAUGAAUUUUAAAUGAAACAACUCAGAUGCAGUUGAACUGCAGACUUUCGGCUUUAAUUCAGUGGGUUGAACAAAAAGAUUGUAUAAAAAUGUGACGAACUAAAGCCUUUUU
Xenopus laevis (African clawed frog) is the source of this 3021-nucleotide messenger RNA. It is a transcript of the gene picalm.L, whose product is annotated as phosphatidylinositol binding clathrin assembly protein L homeolog. Gene Ontology annotation, cellular component: vesicle; endomembrane system; clathrin-coated pit. The transcript has 23 exons. NCBI's taxonomy places the organism in Eukaryota, Metazoa, Chordata, Amphibia, Anura, Pipidae. Gene Ontology annotation, biological process: vesicle budding from membrane; synaptic vesicle budding from presynaptic endocytic zone membrane; vesicle-mediated transport. Gene Ontology annotation, molecular function: clathrin heavy chain binding; phospholipid binding; 1-phosphatidylinositol binding. The coding region runs from base 277 to 2403 and encodes 708 amino acids. The record is from RefSeq and is a predicted model, not a curated record.